AUGUCACAGUUUGUUUACCCACAGGAGGUCUCACCAUUUAUCGGCACUUUCUCGAGUUAUCCAUGGACAUUUCAAGAAAAGGGUAUGGCAUACCAGGGUUUGGAAUUGCAAUGUUUUAACGAACUUCAGGGAGAUAUGGCAGCUGUAAUGGAUGCGGAAAACGCAAAUUCGGUCCCUUCUUCCAUGCGCAGCCACCUUAAUCAGUUUCGUCAUCACAAUUACCAAGGUGGUUAUUCGUUCAGUCCUGCAUCUACCUCGACGUCCUCCUCGCAGGAACCCUCCCCCUCCCAUUCUACAAUUUCGCUAUUAACAUCCAGAUCUUCCAGUGCGUGCAGUAUGGACGACGCAAGAAGCGGCAAGCAGUCCAGUACUCAAUCGUUGAGCGAUGAGGUAGAGUGCACCAAGACUGGGGAGCAGGCUGGACAAGCAGAAUUCACAGGUAAUAUGCUGAAAUUCCCGCCCAUCUUGCCCUCUCAGACCAGCAGUAACCGGGGCCUUAUAUUUGUAUCCAAGAUCUGCCCGCUUUGUGGGAAGAGUUUUACAAGGAGAAGCACGCUACAAAUUCAUCUACUGAUCCACACAAAUCUUAAGCCAUUCAAGUGUUCUUUCUGUGAGAAAGAGUUUAACGUAAAGAGCAACCUAAACAGGCAUGAGAGAAUUCAUAGGCAGAAAGUUAUCUCCAACCAACCCUUUGUUCCCUCAGCACCAGCAAAAAAAAUAGCAUCUCUUGAUGAAUCGCAAAAUAAUCAUAAUUCCAACCCUAAUACUAAGCAUAAUGAUCAUGUUCGAAAUUUGAAACAAACCACUGAAAGACAAGAAGUCGUCCCAAAGUCCGUACAAGGACAACAAAAACUACCUUUACCCAGAAAGUCACCUCCAAGCUGUCACAAUGCGAACGUCAACUUUAGAGCCUCCGCUACAAAUAUUCUAUACCAAUAA
Eremothecium cymbalariae DBVPG#7215 is the source of this 939-nucleotide messenger RNA. RefSeq names its product C2H2-type zinc finger protein. The record is from RefSeq and is a predicted model, not a curated record. Lineage: Eukaryota; Fungi; Ascomycota; Saccharomycetes; Saccharomycetales; Saccharomycetaceae. Bases 1 to 939 code for a protein of 312 amino acids. The transcript has a single exon.